Spodoptera littoralis (African cotton leafworm) is the source of this 2880-nucleotide messenger RNA. The record is from the annotation of a GenBank genome assembly. Lineage: Eukaryota; Metazoa; Arthropoda; Insecta; Lepidoptera; Noctuidae.
AUGCCGGUGUUUCACACGAAGAUAAUCGAGAGUAUUUUGGAGCCAGUUGCUCAACAGGUAUCGCGUCUGGUGAUCCUCCAUGAAGAAGCAGAAGAUGGCAAUGCGAUGCCAGACCUGGCGAGGCCGGUGCAAGCCGUGUCCCUCGCCGUCAACAACCUUGUCAAAGUUGGACACGAGACCAUUGAGUCUUCAGAAGACGCUGUCCUCAGACACGACAUGCCGGGCGCCCUGCAUCGCGUGGAGACUGCCGCCACACUGCUGCAGCAGGCCUCCGAUAUGCUGCGAGCUGAUCCUUAUUCAGGACCUGCUAGAAAGAAGCUGAUUGAAGGCUCCCGUGGUAUCUUGCAAGGGACCUCGGCAUUGUUGCUGUGCUUCGAUGAAUCUGAAGUCCGCAAGAUUGUGAAGGAGUGCAAGAAGGUGCUAGACUAUCUAGGCGUGGCAGAGGUGAUAGAUACCAUGGAAGAUUUGGUGCAGUUCCUCAGGGACAUCUCGCCUGCACUCUCCAGGGCAGCUAGGGAGGUGGCAGCCCGCGCCGCGGAGCUGACCCACCCGCCGCACGCGGAGACAUUGAACCGUUGCCUCGACAGCGUCAAGCAGCUCGCGCCCGUACUCAUCUGCUCCAUGAAGAUCUACAUACAUAUACUUACUGAAGGAGGCAAGGGAAUGGAAGAAGCAGCUGAAAAUAGGAACUAUUUAGCUCAGAGGAUGGCUGACGAAAUACAUGAGAUUAUACGAGUCCUCCAACUGACAUCGUACGUGGAGGACGGCGGAGAGAAGGACAACGUCACAGUACUGAAGGCCUUGCAGCAACAGAUACACGCCAAGAUGGCCGCCGCGCACGAGUUUCUUAAUGACCCGGACGCGCCCCGGACGGGCCCGGGCGAGCGCGCGCUGCGCGGCCUGCUGACGUCGGCGCAGCGCGCUGCAGAGCAUCUCGCGCCGCAACCUGCUGAACUGACGAGGAGACUUGUCCGAUCGGGAGGUAUAAACGCAGACCAAUUAUGCGACGAGCGUCAAUACGGACACGGUAGAGAAGCCAAGGCACUGAACCUGGCUUCAGACCUUCGGCACCAAAUCAACGAGCUGGACGCCAUCGUCAACGAGGGCGUCAGGGCCGCUGAGAAACAAGGAGGGAAGACUAUGCAGGCUAGACUGGAGACAGCCCACAAGUGGUUGCUCCAUCCUGCCGCGGACCCAGUGACCAGGGUGGAGGGACAGAAGGCCAUCAACAGCAUCGUGUCGCAGGGACAGAGGAUCGCGGACGGUCUGCAAGGCAGAGAGAAGGCGGAAGUCCUCCAGCUGUGCUCGGAAGUCCAGCGACUGUCGGACAAGUUGGGGGACCUCUGUGCCUCGGGCAGGGGGGACAGCGACGAGGCCAGGGCUGUCACUAGAGAGCUGACAGACAAGCUCCAUGAGCUGAAGCGUGCGACAGAGCGCGCCGUCGUCAACCGCGUCGUGGAGGACUUCAUUGACGUCGCCGCGCCCCUGCGGCACUUCACCGACGCCGUCAAUACUCCGCCUGGUACUCCAGGCCGGGAGAGCAAUUUCCAGGACAAGGCGGCGGCGCUGGCCGCGUUCAGCGCGCGCGCGGGCGCCGCGGCCGGCGUCGUGGCGGCCGGCGUCGGGCACAACAAGAGGCUCGCCGACCAACUCAUACACAAUGCGCAACAGGUUGAAAAGCUAUCACCUCAACUCAUUGCUGCAGGCAAGAUCAGACUCUACAACCCUGAGAGUAAGGUGGCAGAGGAACAUUUCAACAACUUGAAGAACCAGUACGCGGACGCCGUGCUCCGUGUCAGAGACCUCUGUGACCAGGCGGUGGACCCACUGGACUUCGUCAGGACUGCCGGUGAACUGAUGCAGAAGCACACGUACUUGUGUGAGGACGCGAUACGUAACAACGACUCGCAGAAGAUGGUCGACAACACUUCAGCCAUCGCCAGGCUAGCAAACCGAGUCCUCCUAGUAGGGGGAGCGGAGCGCGACAACACGGAGGACGCGCAGUUCGCGCGCGCACUGGGCGCCGCGCAGCAACGACUGCAGGCCGCCAUCCCGCCCGCCGUACACUGCGCCAAGGCCGUGGCGCUGGGGGACCGCGCCCAGGCCCCGGCCUGGAGGGCCGCCAACUCUGAGAUAAUAAACGCGGCCGGCGAGGUAGAGUCAGCCCUGUCGGGGCACUACGCGCCGGCGCCGCCGCCGCCCGCGCUGCCGGAGGCGCUGUCCCGCCUGCAGGUGUCGGGCGCGGCCGCCCCGCCCCGCCCCCCGCCGCCCGCCGGCGCCGCGCCCCCGCCCCGCCCGCCGCCGCCCGCCGACACCGACGACGAGGGAGAGGACAUCUUCAGAAGGCAACCUCAUCCUAGCCAACCUAUUUUGGUGGCGGCCCACAACCUGCACAAGGCGGUCCGCGAGUGGUCGUCCAAGGACAACGAGAUCAUCGCGGCCGCCAAGCGGAUGGCCAUCCUCAUGGCGCGCCUCUCCGAGCUCGUGCGCUCCGACUCCAAGGGUAGCAAACGUGAGCUGAUAGCUACGGCGAAGGCGAUCGCUGAAGCUUCCGAGGAAGUCACCAGGCUUGCCAAGAAGCUGGCUCUCGAGUGCACUGACAAGAGGAUCCGUACUAACCUGCUCCAAGUAUGCGAGCGUAUCCCGACGAUUGGCACGCAGCUCAAGAUUCUAUCCACCGUCAAGGCGACCAUGCUUGGCGCUCAAGGUAGCGAAGAGGACCAGGAAGCGACGGAGAUGUUGGUCGGCAAUGCUCAGAACUUGAUGCAGAGCGUGAAGGAAACAGUGAAGGCAGCAGAGGGCGCCUCCAUCAAGAUCCGCACCGAGCAGGGCGGGUACAGGCUGCGCUGGGUACGGCGCUCGCCCUGGUACCAGAUCUAA